This is a messenger RNA of Striga hermonthica, 1008 nucleotides long. NCBI's taxonomy places the organism in Eukaryota, Viridiplantae, Streptophyta, Magnoliopsida, Lamiales, Orobanchaceae. The record is from the annotation of a GenBank genome assembly.
AUGGUUUUCAGGAAGAUGUUGGGUAAUGUUAAAUUCUCUGGUUCCAUGGUGGAUGAUAGAACCCAACUUGAUAACGCGAGGUUGACUGAGCUUCAGUUCAUUCGACAAGUUCCAAUCCAGCCUGGCACUGCCAUUGCCGCUGGAAACUAUGUGGCAAACGAGCAGCCACAUACGGCUAGUCGCCCUAUCAAACGGUUGAGGGAAGGUGAACUUGUAAAUGCACCCCAAAAGCUUCGGGUUUCUCUGCAUCAUAAUGAUAAUCAAGACAAACACGGCCAUAUUGGAGCUUCUCCGAAUGCGAAUCUCAUGUCAACUGGGCUUAAACUUUUUUCUGAGAAAAAAGAGCUUAGUUCAUCUGUUAGUUCUACGUACGAAAAUAUAAGAAAUGCCCUUCCAGGUGUUCUUUCACUUGGUAAUUCUAUUACAAUGGAGAUUGAUCGGCAGACGGAAGAAUUCUGCCAAUACAUCAAACUUCAGGAAGAGAACAUCUUGAAAGGCGGACAAGACUUAUAUCAGAGGCAAAUGAUUUCCCUGUUCAACGCCUUGGAAAAGGCUGCCGGCAAGAAACUGCACGAGAAGGAGCUUCAAAUAGACAACAUUAACCGCAAGAACAAGGAGUUGGAGGAUAGAAUAAAGCAAGUCACCAUAGAAGCACAUUCGUGGCACAACAAAGCAAAGUACAACGAGUCGAUCGCCAAUGUAUUGAAAAACAAUAUUCAUCAGCUCAUGGCACAAGGCACGAAUGCCCAUAAUCGUGAAGGCUUUGGGGAUAGUGAGGUGGAUGAUGCCAUCUCUUGCAUGAAACCUCCAGAAACUGUUGGUGACUGUGGCGAAAAACGGGAAUUAGAAAAUAAACGGCUAAAAUGCAGAGCCUGCAAGAGUAGACAGGUCAGCGUUUUGUUGUUCCCUUGCCGGCAUUUGUGCCUGUGCAUGGACUGUGAGGGACUCGUGGAUGCUUGCCCCGUUUGCCAGGUGAUGAAAACUUCUAGUUUUCUUGUGUACAUGUGA